This is a messenger RNA of Leucoraja erinaceus (little skate), 2162 nucleotides long. RefSeq names its product monoacylglycerol lipase ABHD2-like. The transcript has 11 exons. The record is from RefSeq and is a predicted model, not a curated record. Bases 344 to 1639 code for a protein of 431 amino acids. Gene Ontology annotation, cellular component: sperm flagellum; sperm plasma membrane. Gene Ontology annotation, biological process: sperm capacitation; medium-chain fatty acid catabolic process; steroid hormone receptor signaling pathway. NCBI's taxonomy places the organism in Eukaryota, Metazoa, Chordata, Chondrichthyes, Rajiformes, Rajidae. Gene Ontology annotation, molecular function: acetylesterase activity; monoacylglycerol lipase activity.
GCUGAUUUUUAUUUUUAAACAAAAGUUAGGAUCUUGAGUUCACUGCCUGAAAGGAUGCCUCAGGCAUAUUUGGUGGUGCAUUACAGGAUAGAACUGAGUAGAAGUGGGAUGGGGAAGAAAUGAGAGCUAUGGAAGGAACAAACAGGGCUGUGGAAAGCUCAUUCAAAAAGGAAGAUGUGCAGUCGGCUUAAUGAUCACCACUUGUCCUGUUCUGUGAUGUAACCAAGGUUGCCAAUCAGAAAACCAAAUCUUGUUACGUAAAUAGAACCAUUUCCCACCUCUACUCUGACUGAAUUUGCUUUUGAUCAGAACAAAUAACUUAAUUGAGAACUUACAGGUAACAAUGGCAGACUCCGAAAGUGUGAGGAUUGCUCCGGAAAUGCCGGCCAUGUUUGAUGGGAUGAAGCUGGCAGCAGUCGCUGCAGUGUUGUACAUCAUUGUAAGAUGCCUGAAUCUCAAGAGCCCAACUGCUUCUCCAGACCUGACAUUCCAGGACACUCCGCUAACUCGAUUUCUGCUGAAAUCAUGCCCACUGCUGACCAAAGAAUAUAUUCCGCCCCUCAUCUGGGGAAAGAGUGGACAUGUGCAGACAGCAUUGUAUGGUAAAAUGGGACGUGUAAGCUCUCCCCAUCCCUAUGGUCUACGCAAGUAUCUUCCCAUGCCUGAUGGAGCUACUGCUACGUGGGACCUUUUUGAGCCUAUGGCAGAGCACAACACUGGAGAGGAUAUUACUAUGGUGAUUUGUCCUGGGAUAGCUAAUCACAGUGAAAAGCAGUACAUUCGGACAUUUGUCGAUUAUGCCCAGAGGAAUGGAUACCGCUGUGCUGUUCUCAAUCAUCUCGGUGCUUUGCCUAAUAUUGAACUUACUUCUCCUCGUAUGUUUACAUAUGGUUGUACAUGGGAAUUUGGCGCCAUGGUGAACAACAUAAAGAAAGCAUUCCCUCAGACCCAGCUGGUGGUUGUGGGGUUCAGCCUGGGUGGAAACAUAGUUUGCAAAUUUCUUGGAGAGGAUCAAGUGAACCAGGAAAAUGUUCUUUGUUGCAUCAGCGUGUGUCAAGGCUACAGCGCACUACGGGCACAGGAAACUUUCCUCCAAUGGGACCAGUGUCGGAGGUUUUACAACUUCCUAAUGGCAGACAACAUGAAAAAGAUUAUUUUAUUUCACAGAAAAAUAUUGUUUGGAGAGAAUGGGUGCAAAUCGCCUAAUGCUCUAGUAGAUGUGGAUCUUAGCAAACUUUACACAGCAACCUCACUGAUGCAUAUUGAUGAUAACAUCAUGAGGAAAUUCCAUGGCUAUGACACGCUGAAAGAAUAUUACGAGCAAGAAAGCUGUAUGCACUAUCUUCACAAUAUACAGAUUCCUCUACUGCUAGUGAAUGCUCAAGAUGACCCUCUAGUGCAUGAAAGCUUGCUGACCAUUCCUCGUUCACUUGCAGAGAAAAAAGAAAAUGUCAUGUUUGUGCUAACACUCCACGGUGGGCACCUCGGAUUCUUUGAAGGGGCGGUGCUUUUCCCAAAACCUUUAACUUGGAUGGAUAAACUUAUUCUUGAAUACGCAAACGCUAUAUGUCACUGGGAGAAGAACAAGCCCCAAUGUACAGCAUCAUCAGAUCAGAACUGUUCAGACCACAGCGAGUAGCCACUGUACAAACCUUAUUUGCCAAAAUCUUCAAUCAUUCGGUCCCUUUAUUAUCAUUACAUUCCUGGCUUGGGUUUGGUAAUCCUAAAACACCUCCCUGCUGUAAAUGUAGUUCACCCAGCCAAGUUAUUCUCUUAUCACAACUGUUUAAGAGUGAUUGCAAGACCCUUUAUGUCUUUUUUCCGUGAAGGAAACUUUGAGUGCACAAGACAUGGCAAUUCACCGUGCUUGACAAUAACUUGGUUUUCUAGUCACCGGGACAUGGAACAAGAAUUGCCGUUAUCGCAAGAGAUCUGCUGUCAGUAUGAGCAAAUGAGCCAGCAUUUAGAGGUCCCAGAAAAAUUUUCAGGAGUUUGUUUGUUGAAAACUUGUGCCUUCUGAUAUAUAUUUUUAAGUUAUGGUUGACAAAUACAUUUAUUUUUCUGCCCCAGAUAGAGUUCCAUCAUUUGUUUUGUGAUCUUUUGAUCAGAUUAAGCGCAGCAGUGCUUGAACUAAAAAAGAAAUAAAUGUAGGCAAUUAAGUC